Messenger RNA from Saccoglossus kowalevskii, 1105 nucleotides. Its product is annotated as somatostatin receptor type 4-like. Gene Ontology annotation, cellular component: plasma membrane; neuron projection. Gene Ontology annotation, molecular function: G protein-coupled receptor activity; neuropeptide binding. The record is from RefSeq and is a predicted model, not a curated record. Gene Ontology annotation, biological process: neuropeptide signaling pathway. NCBI's taxonomy places the organism in Eukaryota, Metazoa, Hemichordata, Enteropneusta, Harrimaniidae.
CAUAACUGCUAAAUACAAGAGAUACACUGGUAUUAUAUCUGUGUCCACUCCGAACGUUUCUACCAUGACGGGGAGCAGCAUGUACAGUCCUUUAGCAGUCAGAUUCACUAAUAUAUCGUACAAUGUCACCGAGGAUUGGGAUCAUCACCACCUGCCCGAAUGGAUCUUUCACUUCUUCAUGCCUUCGCUUUUCAGUGUAGUGUGCGCAACUGGGAUAAUUGGGAACAGUCUCGUGAUAUUUGUGUUUCUGAAGUACAUGCCAUCAAAUAUCGUGCCGAAUGUGUAUAUCCUUAAUUUAGCAUCGACUGAUUUGAUCAUUAUGCUUGAGCUACCGUUCCUGACGUAUUUUAAUACGACCAGGCGUUGGGUGUUUGGGGAUGUGAUGUGUCGUAUUGUGAUGGGAAUCGACGGGCUAAACGUAUUUACAGGUAUUUUCACUUUGGCAGUGAUGAGUGUAGACCGUUACCUAGCAAUAGUCCAUGCCGUAUGGUCUAAAAAUCACAGAUCAGUGACACAGGCUAGACUGAUCUGUUUAUUUAUGUGGUGUGCUUCUAUCGCUAUAACGCUUCCGUUAUGGAUGUAUGCCCAGACACAGACCUUUGGUGUCGAUACUAUGUGUAACGUUCUCUGUCCGGAAGAGGUGGAAAGAAUAUUCUCAAUUUAUUCAUUUGUUCUCGGAUUCUGCACACCGCUUAUGAUUAUACUGCUUUGCUAUUUACGAAUUUUAAUUUUCUUAGCAAAUUGUAGAAGAAAAAACAGCCAUGGUAAUCGUCACUCAAAACUUGGAAAAGUAGGAAUUCUCGUCCUAUUAGCCGUUGUCUUGUUCAUAGUAUGCUGGUUCCCGUUCUGGCUAGGACAAAUAAUGGUCUUCGCCGGGAGAAACACUUUCGCCGUUAGAAUUGUCUACUAUGUCGGUCACAGCCUUACGUAUGCUAAUUGUUGCCUUAAUCCACUGGUCUACAUCUACGUUCGUCAAGACUUUCGGCAACAUCUGAAAAAAAUAAUUUUUUUUCAAAAAUGUUUGAUUCGCAGAGAAAACAACUCAGCGGCUAGUGCGAGCAAGGAAAUAACAGAAACAGCGCAGACAAGAAAUACAAAAGUCUAA